AUGUUGACCGACAACGAGAAAUCGCUGAAGGACCAGUAUCCCCGAGAAUGGGCGAUUUUCCGGUCCAUUGACAUCAACAGCGACGGCUAUCUAUGCAUUGCAUAGAAAAGUACUUAUCGUACUAGUGCCAGCUGCAGAUGUCACUGCAUGACAAAGUUUUCUUUGCAGUGGUAAAAGGGACGAACAAAGUGGAAUUUGUAAUGCUGACUAAUUUAGAUGACCAGGUGUUGUGUCAUGCGGUAAUCCAAUUUCUACAAAUUAUGUUUAUGAUAACUACUUUUGCACAGCAUAUUACGUCUCGGAAGACGAACUCGCCCUGAUGUGCCGCCAGCUCGGGAUCCACCCGACCAUAUCCCGGGACAUCGCCCGGACACUCUUCGAGUAUCCCACGAAAAAAGUGUUACAGUUACACAUUUGUAGUGAAUUCAGCAACACAAAUUUCUCUGCAUGAGUGAGAAAACUUGUAAUGCAGAAAUCCUACGGGAAAACACCCAUAAGACGAGGACCCUACGCAUAUCCGGCAUGACAGAGCUUGUCUGUCUUGCUUGGCCUGCACCACAAUGUGUUACUGUAACACUUUUUUCUUCGAUAUCGAGGACAUGCUGAUGAGUGAAAACUACCGGUCGCGGAAAAAAUCAAAUUUGGGCAUAUGUCCUGCUCAAACGUUACAAUCUCAAACGUUGCGAAUAGAAUGUGGGUUUUGUAUUGCAUGAUGAGCAUGACAGACUCGGACAGCAUUCCACUUUUUGCAAUAUAAAUUUUGCCAGAUUGUAGUGCGGAUUGGGACUCCAGAACUUGUCAUGCGCAAUCCUGUGGGAAGAGGCUAGAUCAUGCACUCUUGCAUCACAGAUUUCCGUAUUGUAUUGUAACGUUUGAGAUUGUAACACCUGAGCAGGUUAUAGGGCACGACCGAAAUGGAAAAGGCGAAAAGCCGAACUGCUCUGACCGACGACUUGUUCGAUAACGGUAGUAGUUACGGAAUGUGCAAAAGUAUCGUUGUGCCAACCAGUGGUAGUUGCAAUUCUGCCAAUUUGUUUCUCCAACAACAAAUGGAGUUUGUCAUGCUGUCCGGGAAAGGAAAUCGAGUGUGUCAUGCACACGCUGGAGAUGAUAAGGAAAGACAUGUUCUGUCACGACGAGGCACGAUUGCUAUUGCAAUUUAAGUACGAGCUCGAUACUUUUGCUCAGGAUAGCGCUACCAGACCUGUCAACGGGGAGGGGGAAGCGAGUCCGUUGCACGGAAACCCAAUCGUGUUGAAGACGCCACAGAAGAAUAGAGGAGUGGAGGUAGAAGUUGACAGUUUCUCUAGUUUCACUUUGGUUCUUCUUCUCCAACAUCUUUCUUCAGUUUGUGAUGUUAAUAUUGGAAGUGCUUAGCCUAUACGCGUCCAAGCUCAUUUCGCAUGACAAAAGUAUCGAAGCACGACCACUCAUGGCAAAAAUCACAAAACCUCAGUCUAUCGACCUGCUGGAUAGCGACCAGUUUUCCCCGCUCCAAAGGACCAAAUCGGCACAGCUGCGCAAAGAAUUUGCCGAUUCCGGCGACCCUGGGCUGCGAUUCGAAGACAUGCUCGAGAUGUUCUCGGAAAUUUACGCCGUGAGGCGCAUGGCUCGCGAGCGGCAGUGGCGGCGGUGCGUCGGGCUGGGAGUCGCGGGAAAUGUCGCUGGGCACAUGGAGAUGGCGGGAGAAGCGCCAGCGAAGGGCGCCCAGCCGGUGGCGGUGGUGGAGAAAAAAGAGGUAUUUUUUACGUAUGAAUGUUGGGAGGUAGUUUUUCUGAUGCAAGAACUACAGCGUCUGUUGGACAUGCGCAAUUAUGUCGCUUUGCAGAUUUGUUUUUUCGUGCAUGAACUACAGAUGAGAUGUUGAACUUGAAUCACUCUCAUACAUUAACAGACCAAAGCCCCAACACCCGCGGCGAUAUUUGCCUUCUACGUUCCGGAAGCCAACGGCGAUCACAGUCCCACCAAGUUAUCCCACAAAAAUUAAACUGUUUCACUGUAACUGCAAGUAGUACGUAGGUGGAAGACUUUGCAUCACAAGUUUGCUCUACAUCAAGAGGAAAAUCUGCCAUGCGAGCUUCCUAAAGGACAACACAUUCAAAAAUGUAUUUAUCUUGCAUGUCUAGGUCUAGCAAGGCAAACACACUUCUGUGUUGCGUCGUCCUUCCUCUCCAUGGCAACUUCACAGUGAAAGAAAAUUUUUUUUCUUGCGAUACAAGUCUGCGUCGAUGUACUUGCCGAGCAAAAAGAAAAACUUAUCCCUCUCGUCCCCCAGCGCGGGCGCGGCAGUCCAAACAGUCGCGGCGAAAAUGCACGAGUAUGAUAGGAGCGCACUGCUGUCUUCCGAAGAGGAAAAGGAACUGAGUAGGAAUCAGAACAACAAAGACGAAGCACCCCCGUCCCCUCCCGCAGGAACAAGCAACGACAAAACUGCAAAAGACAUUAUGCAUUGCAAAUAUGUCUGGCUCUGGAAGAGUCCAAACUUGUCAUGCAAACUCUGGGUCUGGAUUACGCAAAAAUUUGUGUUGCAUGAAAGCCAAAAGCUGUCUACUUUUUGCUAUGCAAAUAGCAAGGUUCUCAUGCAGAAUAGGCAUCAGGAGACCUGAACAAAACUUGUAAUGCUCAUGUGCGCACUCCAGAGCAUCUGUGUGAUCCAAAAGAUGCAUGACAAACUUGCAAAAUCUUCCAGACCCAGACAAAUUUGCACUCGAUAGACAUCGCGAGGGAGCAAUCCAAUUCGAAGCUGCCGCCCGAGAAAGAGGUAAUCAGAUUACGAGAACAGUCCGCGGAUCAGGCGUCAUGUAAGGUACCAGAAAUGAUCGCCGGCAAUCCUUCCAUCCCCUAUGCCAUCGAUUUGAGGAGCAACCCGGACGGGAAUGGUGAUGACGUGCUGCUUUCUCCCUCAGGCGAGCCGCGCGGACACGCGAAAUCGAUCGCGACGAUCGAGAAAUUGCUGGAUGAGCAGCAGGUGCUAUGCAAGAACAACGCAAAAGUAUCGUUCUUCUUAGUAGUGAUAAUUGCGAUACAAAUUAGCUCAGCAUGAUGACAAAUGGAAUUUGUCAUGUUGAUUCACCUUGAGAAGGAGACUUGUCAUGCAUCGUGCCUACGAGGCGUUGGGUUACCCGGUCGGCAAAGCCGAUCCACCGAUGACGAUGAUCAUGUCUACGAUGAAGCGCGACCCUUUUGCAAUGCAUAGGCGCAGGUGAAGGACAAUUCCGUUUUGCAGCACAUCAUCGAAAGGCUGAACCGAUUUCCCGUAACCAACGCGGUGAUUGACUAUCCGAAAGAAGGGGCCAACAUCCAGGUGGAACCCGAAGUCGCGAUUUACUGCGAUAUUCUGUACAAUACCGCGGGCGAAGCGUGUCUAUGCAUUGCAAACGUGUCUGGGUCUGAAAUUGGAAUGCAAGAAGACUUCAAGGACAGCAAGGGUUUCUUGUUUUUGUGAUGCAUAGAAUAGAUACGAUUCUCCAUUUUUUUUUCUGCUGCGAAACUCAUAUUACCACGAAUGAAUCUGCAACAAGAAACCUCGCCGCAAAACUUCUCAUGCUGUUCCGCCUUGGUGCAAGCGGCUCCACUACUCUGCGAUUUUUAUUCGAGUAGUCGCAACACAAGUAUAAUCCAGUAGACCCAAACAGUAUAUUGGCAAGGCAUAGUUUUUGAGGAACGACGAAAGGGCCCUGGACGAGGACGAGGACGAUCUGGAGGAUAGCUUGAACAACGGAAUUAAGGAACUCUCAAUAGUUACAUUCUGAAUUGUUGCAUUGACAUGAUGAACAUGAAGCUACUUCGCUUGACAAAUUGAUUCGCCGAGGAGGGCAAACAGCAUGGAGACCUGUGGUAAAAUUGCGAUGCGAGUGGAGGUAAAAGCUGCUCCCCGCUUUAUUUACUUUUGCUAUUCUUGUAUCACAAACUACUCAUGUAACAGUUGAGAGCGCUAACGUUUGAGAAAACUCCAUAGGAAAGUUUGGUGGAUUGUUAAAAUCCAUGAAGUCCGAGUCUUCGUCGAUCAACUUCAAGCUCGACGGCGAGGGGAACCCACGGCCGCCCAGGCAGGUCUUGGUGGAGAAGUUAAUCCCACGGAAAAUCGCCGCUUUCAACGACUUAUGCAAUGCAAAAGUAUCGCACUCGUAGUAAUUGCAGUUAUGUAUUAAUACGUCAAUCAGCACUACAAAUUCCAUUUCUUACACUGAGGAAAUUUGUAAUGCAAUUGCUAUAUAUUAUAUUCAUGCGAAAAAAGAGGUAGACAGAGGGUAAACAAGAGGUGGCCGAGAGGUCAAAAAGAGGUCGACAGAGGUGGAAAGGUGGCGCGGGACCCCAUUCGAGAGGGUCGGCGAGAGGGUGCGCGAGUAUAGCCCGCCGAAGCGCUCACCCUAAAGCGCCGCCUAAGUGCCUGAGAGGGUGCAGAGAGGUCAAAAAGAGGGGGCGCGAGAGGUCGACAGAGGUGGAGAGAGGUGGCGCGAAUAAGGGGCGACCUCUCGCGGACCCUCUUGGCCACCUCUCGGCCACCUCUGUCGACCUCUACCCGCGAGCAUAGCCGGAUUAUUAGCGGGGACCCCCAAAAGAGGCCAAAGAGAGGGUCUGCGGAAGGUCUGCGAGAGGGUAAAAGCACACCCAAGCGGACGCGAAUCCGCAUGGCAGUCCCCAUAUUUGGCAUUGCAGGCCAUUCGCGAACUUGUCUGGUUCGGCGCCUUUCCGCGCCACCCUCACUCUCGCGCACCCUCUCGCGCCACCCUCUCGCGCACCCUCUCGCGCCACCCUCUCGCGCCACCCUCUCGCGCCACCCUCUUGCGCCACCCUCUCGCGCAACCCUCUCGCGCCACCCUCCCGCGCCACCCUCUCGCGCUACCCACCCUCUCGCGCUACCCUCUCGCGCCGGGCGGCUUCUGUUCGCCCCCGGUGUUCUUUUCAGCUGCUCCCUGCGCAGAGCGCCCACAGGCGCGGGAAGCGCGCAAGUGGUCCUGCGGGUUGGCGCGGCGCAAACUCCACUAUGUUUCGUUGUGCAGGACUCCAGUAUGUUCCGUUGUGCACAGGCCCGUGGCGUUGUGGUCCGAUCGGCAAACUGUCUUGCCCCGGCCCAACAGCCUUGCGCUCCGGCGGCAGCCGGAGCAUGGCUGGUUCGUACUAGUGCGAUGCUUUUGCAAUUCAUACGACUGCUCAAUCCGACAGCUGCGGAACAGUGAGAAACUCAGCGAGAAGAAAAACUGGGGACACGGCAGCAAAGGUACUUGUAAUUAUACAAAUGCAUUGAUUUUUCUUCACGACGAUGAGAAAUUUGUUCUGAAGAUCAUGCACCGCUUUGUUCUUAUGUAGGAGCUAGAGGUCGUAGUGCGCUGGACCACAUGUCGAGAAAUCAUUUUGUCCUCGCAUCAGUGUCGAUGAAAUAAGUAAAUGCGGCGCAGCGACAUAUCUACGUCAUUACUUACGUUAUACCCAGGUAUAUCGCUGAACGCGUUUCCCUUGCAGAAUCCGAAGAAAGAUUUUUCCCCGCACGGCCUGGCGGGGAGACUCGUGUUGGCGAGCUAUGUGAAACGAGGGGAGGAAAUUCACGCGUACACAAAAGCCGCGCCGGCGAGGAACUACCUGAUGUUUUACCAGCCUCUGCUGAAGUGGAUCACAGAGCAAAUGAAUUACCAGCAGAGCAAGGAUAAGUGGGAGGUAUCUAGAUUAUAGGUAGAAGCAGCUCAUCAUCGUACUAGUACAACUACAUUUUCAUCUUUCCGGUUUGCGGCGCUUCCGUCAUGCGCAUGUCAUGUCUCCACCUGAGGCUGUAAUUAUAACUCUUUGCAGAUCUACUUACGACUCGUGGUGGCCUGGUGAAGAUGCUGAUGGCAUUUCAAAUCCACACCCCCCGAAUGUCAACAGAACAAAAUGCUGGAAUUUGCUUGAAGCUGCUGUAUCGCAUGACAAAUUAUUCUCUCAAACAAAAACAGGACAUCAACGAGCUGCUCGAAGCUUGCGAUUACCCGAUGUCGUGCUGGAUCGCAUUGGGCGCGGGGGAGUACACGGACUGGGGCAUGAAGCAUUUUAUGCAGCCAAAGGACGAAACGGUUGUGGUGAUCUACGACGAGAUAUCCUGUGCAAAAGUAUCGUACUCGUAGCAAUUGCAUUUAUGCAUUGCAAAUCUCCUUCUCAAGAUAAAUCAGCAUUACAAAUUUAGAUUUGUAAUGCUGCGCUAAAUGCAAUUUAUGCUAGUACGAUGCUCUUGCACUGCAUACGAGAGCGUCUUUCCAAAAGGCCCGGACUUCGAAGAAAUCAAGUCUCUCUUCAACGUAUCAAAUGUAAAAAUGUCUGGGUCUGGAAGAUUCUGAGACUUGUCAUGCAUGUUUUGCAUGACUCAGGAUGUCUGUAAUGCACGGCCUAGCAUCACAGAUUUUUAGAGGGCCUCCUGAUGCCUACUCCGCAUGACAAACGCCCUACCUCCGCACUAGUAGGUGGAAACAGGGUUGCUAAGUUAAAGACUGCGCUAAGGCAGCGCCCCCCUUCCCCAAGGGGCCCCCCCGGGGCGGGCGCGGUGGCGGCUCUGCUAACGCGGAGCUUCAAAGUCCGACUCUACCUAUGCGCAUAAAAAGGGCACGCGGAAGCAGGUCGGUAAAGUGCUUGAAAGGGGCAUGCUUUGGGGUUGCCCGUCAUCGUGAUAGGGUCAACGUGUGUGACCAAUAGACCCCCUGUAUAUCAUAGCGCGCAACCGACCACAAAAGCAGUAGCGUUUAACGUUUGUAAGAAUAACCCCGCAAGGCAACACUGGAGCUCCACCUUGCUCGCGGGCUUGGAUGGUAAAUCAGGUCAGCCACAUCUAACGCCCACUGGCCGUAUACACGCGUAAGAAAUCGGAAACGGUUCAGCGGAUGCGGUCGGGUGGUAUCUGUAGGACGUGGAACGGGUGUCCACCUAGGGGUAUUGGCAGAGGCUAAAUCUGUUCUAACGCCACGGUAUUGGCAGAGGCUAAAUCUGUUCUAACGCCACCCUGACAGGAGUCAAAUGUCAAAACGAAACGAAACGCGUAGCACAGAGUCGACUCCUCUUGCUGGUCAUGCAAUACAGAUUUUUUUAGAGUCCAAAGGUAGCAUCACAAGUUCCAACCUUCCAGACCCAGACACUUUUGCAUUUGAUACAACGACCACGGACACGCUAUCCUAAGUAAAAACGUGCUCCCCGCCACCCGAAAGUCGAUUUCACGAUGGAAAGAACUAUGCUUACACAAUAAAGCAACAAGUAGUACGUUUAUUUCUGUGUGGGGCGCAUGACCAGUUUGUGCAAAAAUCCUGUUCAGCUAGCGCAGCCGCAUUGGAGGAAGUUGGUCACCUUAUCCUGACUUUUGCAUGGUAAACUCCACCGAGAAUGAGUUAGAAGCUGCUCCCUGAUAUGGGUCUACGUUUGAGAAUGGGGCUGAGCCUGAGAGCUUGCAGAGAUAUUGCACGACAAAUCUGGCGACGUGGGCGCGUUUUUACACUGGAUACAGAUCGAGGUGAAUGGGUUAGUCGCGCUGCACCAGACCUUCGUUUUAGAAGCGUGAUAGUACUUGCAAAGUUCGUACAUUUCGCCUUUGUUUUCAGGGAGCAGCAGGAGCACAACAACUACAAAAGGACGUAGUUGUACCCUGAAGACUGGCGAUGAGUGCGUGUGCGAGUGGUUAUUGUACUAAAAGACAAAUGCUAUACCUAUACAUGUCGACCACCACCUGUAAGAUUGAAGUUGCAAUAUGGAUCGAUACGCAUAGAAGAAGUAGUAAGUAAGUACUACGAAGAAGCUCUUUUGAUGUUGUCAGAUUUGUCACAAGGUCGCGUCAACAUCCUGAACCUUAUCCGCUGUACUGAUAAGUAAUUUUCUUGCAACUCGUUCCUCAAACUUUUUCAAAAAUGCUUCCCGACCCUGUACUAGGUAGAUUUGUGUCGAUGU
This is a messenger RNA of Amoebophrya sp. A120, 7896 nucleotides long. NCBI's taxonomy places the organism in Eukaryota, Dinophyceae, Syndiniales, Amoebophryaceae. The record is from the annotation of a GenBank genome assembly.